This is a messenger RNA of Ochotona curzoniae (black-lipped pika), 1800 nucleotides long. RefSeq names its product SPARC related modular calcium binding 1 (gene SMOC1). The transcript is spliced from 12 exons. The coding region runs from base 292 to 1596 and encodes 434 amino acids. Gene Ontology annotation, biological process: extracellular matrix organization. NCBI's taxonomy places the organism in Eukaryota, Metazoa, Chordata, Mammalia, Lagomorpha, Ochotonidae. Gene Ontology annotation, cellular component: basement membrane. The record is from RefSeq and is a predicted model, not a curated record. Gene Ontology annotation, molecular function: extracellular matrix binding; heparin binding; protein binding.
GGCAUCCAACCUGCUGCAGCCGCGGCCCGGCCGAGCGGAGCAAGACCCGCGCACCGAGCACACGCUCGCGCGGUACCCGACCCCUCUGGUCUCCCCCGCGGUUCAUCCCCUAGUCCUUCGGCCGCAGCCCCAGCGAGCGCUCGUCGCAGAAUCUCUGCCUGCUUCCCGCCGCCGCCGCCACCGCCAGGGUCCCCUGCUCACACCCAGGCAGGAAGGCAGGCGCGGUGUGCGCUCCACCGAGCCCGCGACCCCUGCCCGCUGCCGGCUGCCCGGCUCGGCCCAGCUGGCACCAUGCUGCCCGCGCGCUGCGUCCGCCUGCUCACGCCCCACUUGCUGCUCUUUUUGGUGCAGCUGUCCCCGGCCUGCGGUCACCGCACCACCGGCCCCAGGUUUCUAAUAAGUGAUCGUGAUCCUCAGUGCAACCUGCACUGCUCCAGGACUCAGCCCAAGCCCGUCUGUGCCUCUGAUGGCAGGUCUUACGAGUCCAUGUGUGAGUACCAGCGAGCCAAGUGCCGAGACCCAACCCUGGGCAUGGUACAUCGUGGGAGAUGCAAAGAUGCCGGCCAGAGCAAGUGUCGCCUGGAGCGGGCUCAAGCCCUAGAGCAAGCCAAGAAGCCUCAGGAGGCUGUGUUUGUCCCAGAGUGUGGUGAGGAUGGCUCCUUCACCCAGGUGCAAUGCCACACGUACACAGGCUACUGCUGGUGUGUCACCCCAGAUGGGAAGCCCAUCAGUGGCUCUUCUGUGCAGAACAAAACUCCUGUAUGUUCAGGUUCAGUCACUGACAAGCCCUUGAACCAGGGUAACUCAGGAAGGAAAGAUGACGGAUCGAAGCCCACACCCACAAUGGAGACUCAGCCAGUGUUUGAUGGAGAUGAAAUCACUGCUCCCACAUUAUGGAUCAAGCACUUGGUAAUCAAGGACUCCAAAAUGAACAAUACCAAUGUAAGAAAUUCAGAGAAAGUCCAUUCUUGUGACCAGGAAAGGCAGAGCGCCCUGGAAGAGGCCCGGCAGAACCCCCGUGAGGGCAUUGUCAUCCCCGAGUGUGCCCCUGGGGGCCUCUAUAAGCCCGUGCAGUGUCACCAGUCCACUGGCUACUGCUGGUGUGUGCUAGUGGACACGGGGCGCCCACUGCCUGGGACAUCAACACGAUACGUGAUGCCCAGUUGUGAGAGCGACGCCAGAGCCAAGAGCGCGGAGGUAGACGACCCCUUCAAGGACAGGGAGCUACCAGGCUGUCCAGAAGAGAAGAAACUGGAAUUUAUCACCAGCCUCCUGGACGCACUCACCACCGACAUGGUUCAGGCCAUUAACUCAGCAGCGCCCACUGGAGGUGGGAGGUUCUCAGAGCCAGAUCCCAGCCACACCCUGGAGGAGCGCGUGGUGCACUGGUACUUCAGCCAGCUGGACAGCAACAGCAGCAGUGACAUCAACAAGCGAGAGAUGAAACCCUUCAAGCGCUACGUGAAGAAGAAAGCCAAGCCCAAGAAAUGUGCCCGGCGUUUCACCGACUACUGCGACCUCAACAAGGACAAGGUCAUCUCCCUGCCUGAGCUGAAGGGCUGCCUGGGUGUGAGCAAGGAAGGACGCCUCGUCUAAGGAGCCAGACAGCAGAGCGCAGGUGCAGAGUCAAGGGGACAGGAUGCGCCAAGGAACCCCUAGCCUCCAGUGCUGCCUGCGGCCCCGCCACUCCCCUGUAACAUAAAUGACGCCCACCGUGUUUGCACUUUCAGUAACUCUUCCUUGCGUGUCUUGCGUUUGGUUUCAUUUUUAAACACCAGUAUCUAACACCACAGGGGGAAA